GCCAAGGCCUUGGGCGAAUCGCUCCAGAAGGCGGGUGAUGUUGGAGCGGCUGCCAAGUACCUUGACAUGGCGAAGCAUCUGGAAGCGGCAGCAAAGCCCGUGGUUGUCUCGGACCACACGCGUAUGCAGCAGGCUCACUCCAUGGUGCGCAAGCUGGAGAAGCAAAUGGAGCAGCAGCUGGGCCGUGUCACGAGGCUUCGGGAACAGCUCGUCGAAGCGGAAGCUUCGCUACGUUCGCUUCGUGUUCAUCUCGACCAGGCGGAUUUGGACUACAAGCAGACGCUGGCGGCCUUGCAAGGGCCCCCUCAGCCCACGGGGGAGCGGACUCAGUCGAUUUCUUUCAAGCUCGAGGAUUUGGUGGCAGGCGAUGUGGAUUUUGCCAAGAUCAUCGACUGCAGCCACAUGCUGGAGGAUCUCACGACGGACAAUGAUGUGGACGUGGCCGACCUCGAGCAGUUCCAGAAAAGGAAGGGGGACCUCUCGUCUGGCGCCACCAAGUUGGCCAGGGACCUCUUCGCCCAG
Prorocentrum cordatum is the source of this 522-nucleotide messenger RNA. The record is from the annotation of a GenBank genome assembly. Lineage: Eukaryota; Dinophyceae; Prorocentrales; Prorocentraceae.